Molecule: messenger RNA, 159 nt
Organism: Plenodomus lingam JN3
Lineage: Eukaryota; Fungi; Ascomycota; Dothideomycetes; Pleosporales; Leptosphaeriaceae
Source: RefSeq, a predicted model, not a curated record
AUGGUAAAUUCGACAUCUUCGCCAUCGUUCCUCCGCACAAGGACUCUAACCGGGUUAUCGCAAAUCCCUUUCCCGAACGCCUAUACCCAUGCACGAGUCCAGCACCACAUAAUCCCCGCUCUUGGGAUUGUGGUUCCUCCAAUCAUAUAUGCAUUGUAA